Orbicella faveolata is the source of this 2016-nucleotide messenger RNA. Its product is annotated as allatostatin-A receptor-like. Gene Ontology annotation, biological process: G protein-coupled receptor signaling pathway. Gene Ontology annotation, molecular function: G protein-coupled receptor activity. The record is from RefSeq and is a predicted model, not a curated record. NCBI's taxonomy places the organism in Eukaryota, Metazoa, Cnidaria, Anthozoa, Scleractinia, Merulinidae. Gene Ontology annotation, cellular component: membrane.
UUUCAGAACCUAACGGUAAAUGAAAAUAAAUAAGCGUUUUGUUUUAUUCCUUGAGGUAGCUAGGACUGAUGCCUUCCAGUUGUAUUGGUGCAUUUAAGCUAAGUUAAACAUUAAAAUUUUGUUUCAUGUUUCAGUUACAAGUAAAAUUGUUCCUGGGUUGUCGAUGAGAUGAUUUCCAUUGUGGUGUUAUCAAUCCUUGUUGUUAUGUCUCUGAUCGGCAACACGCUCGUUAUUUUAACGGUCCUUAUCAACAAGCCUAUGCGGACAACGCUCAAUUAUCUCCUGGUGAACUUAGCUGUCGCCGACAUCGUCUUCGCUUUGUCCACUGGAAUAACUCAUGUUAUGAUGCCACAUCUAGCCCACCCCGAAGGACAUACAGACCGUUUUCUGUGUGCAUUUUUCGCAGGUGGAGGUGUAGGGUGGAUUGGUGGUACUGUAUCCAGUCUGUGUUUGGUGUACAUUGCUGUUGAACGCUCCUUUGCCAUUAUUCAUCCGCUUCGUCAACGCGGCAGAUUUACUCAGCGACGUCUAAAACUUUUCGUCGUUAUUAGUUGGAUUGUAGCCAUUCUUAUCUGCAUUCCAGUAUCUUUUCUGACUUGUUAUCAUCCUGAUUCACAAUUUUAUAAAACAGGCGGUAUUAGCUUCAUAACCAACAAAGUAAACAGCGUAGUGUGGAUGGUUGUAGCAGGCAUAGUCCCUGUGAGCAUCAUGGUAUACCUGUACUCCGGAGUAGUGCAUCACCUGUGGUUCAAAUCGGUCCAGAACUUAGCAGCUUCCCAGAGGGCCACGCUACGCUAUCGCAAGCGAGUUACCGUAACGCUGAUUACGGUCAGUGUCAUCUACGCAGUCUGUUGGAUUGCAAACUUGACAGCUUACCUUAUGGAGCACUGGAGUGAACUGAUCCCGUGGUUUGACAAGACUGGUACAGUAUUGCUCACCUUCAACUGUUGUGUCAAUCCCGUGUUGUACAGCAUGCGCAUGAAGAGCUUCCGUGAACAUCUGCGUGAUGUGUUGUUUUGCAAGAAGAGGGGAAGAGCCAGAGGGAAAGCAGCUUUACCGCAUGUGGGGCCUCCAGAGGAGCAACCAAUCAACCGUUCAGCCGGUAGUAGAACACGAAAACUCUAGCACCAUUCCGGCUUAUUUUUAUUAGCACCCGAACCAGAAUUUUUCACCAUACAAAAGCUUCCCUUAAAGUUGCAAAACGCCGGAGAAAAUCUAGGAUCUCUGAUGAUCACUGAGGCUGCAGCAAAAAUAGGCAAUAUAGAAAGGGAACCACAUGCACAGCAAUGACAUCAAAUCAAACGGCAACAGAAGAUAAUAAUAUAAGGGGACUGUUUUUCUGUAGCGGCGAUUGCGACGCACAAUACUAUAACCAAGGCUACAACGACGAUUUCAGUUCAUGUCUCUUGUGAGUUUAUGCUUUUUGCAACUGUUAUGCUAAGCGGCGUUUCGAGGACUAUGAAAGUACCUUGGCACUAGUAACUGCAUGGGGACUCAAAUCAACUAUUAAACUCAACCUUCAGCUUUUGUUUAACUAUUUUCUUUAUUUGUAUGUUUGUCUAUUUUUUCAAUUCUGGUUGUGUUUGAAUCCGAUGGCUAACCAGUUUCUGUAGUAGACAAGUGAUCAUAAUUUGUGAGAUGUGCAUUUGUUGGGACUGAUGCGAUGUUCAUUUUCACUGAACAACGGAUUUCCUCGUAUUAAUCGCUAUUGUUAAUGAGCCAGUGACAGCAUUUCAAAUAUCUUAUGUUUCCCACCUUAAGUUUGAGUAAAAAUAUCAGGAUCGAAACCUUACAGAAUUACUGGUUUGAAAUCGGAUUUCGAACCUUAUUUGUGCACAAUGAAGAUAAGAACAAAAAAUGAUACAUGUUUAUAACGUCUGUAUAUAGAUAAGCCAAAAUACUAAUCUAUGACGUAACACACUACCAACUCCAAUGGCAUUAGAGCGGUUUUCAUUUGAGUAUCGAAAAGUAAUUGCUUUCGCAUCAACUACGCUACACGAUUGGUUUAAAAAAUUC